This is a messenger RNA of Peronospora matthiolae, 1695 nucleotides long. The record is from the annotation of a GenBank genome assembly. Lineage: Eukaryota; Oomycota; Peronosporomycetes; Peronosporales; Peronosporaceae.
AUGACGUCGACGGAGGAGUUCUUGACCAAGAAGUACGCAAAGUGGAAUGCCUUCCAGGACGACUCGGAUUCCGAUACGGAAGAUGUACCGCGCGUACCUACGCAGUUCGACGUCGAAGGCGAUGCCGACAUUGUCAUUAGUACCGAGACACUGGUGACGUCCAAGCAAGUGGAACGGUACCGGAAGCUGGAGAAGAAACAGCUUGAGGUGUGGCAGGUUGUCGUGCGGAAGCUUCGGGUCUGGUCGGCCUCGAGUACUGGAGCUGAAGCAGGACGAGAUGCAGUACCUUGUCGGCCAUACUGUGUGCUGGUGAACAACUUGUACCCGCUGGGUCAAGUCGUGUCGAAGAAGAUCUGUGACCCGCCGGAAGUGUACCCGUCACCGCAGACGGUGCUCGAUCUGACGCUGCACGCUAUGGUGGACCCACCGACAGGCACACCACAGCACCGUCCGGACAAAAUUGUGUUUCCCGAUAAGCACUACGUGGGACAGCUGCGGAAGAGCUUCUCGGCGUUGGGGAUUGAAUGUUCGUACUUGUCCGAGUCGGACGGCAUUGACGCCUAUAUUCAGGAGUUAUCGCAACACUUGAUUCGAAACGACCUCGCAUCCGUGGCAGAAGUCGGUGAGCGGCCUGGGCUGAUCUCAGGUUCUGGCGUGACUCCGGAAGCGCUGACUGCUCUCUACUCAGCCUGCGAGCAGUACGCAAAACUGGAGCCGUGGGAUCGUCUUGCUGAGCGUCAAGCUAUUCAGAUUGAUGCCGUGGGUGACGAGGAACUGCGGCUGGAUGCCCGCAAUCACGUUGGUAGAGGCACCGUGUUCUCGUCAGUCAUUAGCACGCACACGGGCAGUGGUCCAAGCGGUGAGGGGGGCGACCACAUUCGUGGUAUGGCAUUAUUUUACACGCGUGCAGAUCUGGAGCGUCGAGUGCUUCCUCCUGGCGAGCGACUAGCGUUAAUGGGAAACUCGGAGCUGCGUCGAUGUGCAAAGUGCGACAAACGCGCUGCCCCUGGCAAGGAGCUCAAGCGCUGCACACGUUGCAAAUGUACCUUUUACUGCGAUGCAGCGUGCCAGCGUGACCACUGGAAAGAUCACAAAGUGAGUUGCACUCCACCUGGAAGCGCCACUAGUGGCGCUGGGGACCAAAAGAUCGUAUGGGGUGCUAAGGAGAUGACGAUCCUGUUCGGUCCGCAGACCUCUAUGCCAUUUGACGACUUGGAUAUGAUUACGAAAUACUCACUGCCAAUUGCGAACGUUAAGGGCGAGACGCUAUACCCGUCUGCUGUGACGUUUCGCAAUGGCGAACCGAGUGUGCCCGAUGUGACGGAGUUGGUUUGGUUAACGCGAGCUUUGCAUGCACAAAUUGAGGUCGUCGGUAACCAGCCAUACUUCAUGCAGAGCACAAUGGGUGAACUGUUGGGAAUGGAUGAGCACGAUGGCGAGCAACGCAAGCUAGAAUUGUGCUGCAAAACGUUUGGCUUCGACGACUACCUUGUGCUGCGCAACAGCACGGUACUUACUAUGCAAGACGUAGAGCGGUUGCGGAAGGUAAUUAAGAAGCAGCGAGCAGGUGCUCAGGAGACCAACGAUGAAAGUGAAGGCAAUACGCAUGUAGAGACCGAUGACAAGGCAGAGAGCGACGAAGAUGGUGACAACGCCAGUCUAAAGGAUGGAGAGAAAGGAUGUUGCGUCAUGUGA